Molecule: messenger RNA, 525 nt
Organism: Dictyostelium discoideum AX4
Lineage: Eukaryota; Evosea; Eumycetozoa; Dictyosteliales; Dictyosteliaceae
Exons: 5
Coding region: 1-525 (174 amino acids)
Source: RefSeq, a predicted model, not a curated record
AUGGGUUGCGUUGUUUCAAAAUCAGAUGAUAUUAAAAAUGAAAAUGAAUCUAGACAAAGAAAUCAAGCCUCAUCAUCUCAACAACCAUCAUCAUCUCAAACACCUUCAAAACAAAUAGGUAUUGCUGCUAAAGACAGCGAAGAACAACCACAAGAAGUUUCAUAUUCACAAAUGAGAGAAUUAGAUAAUGACUUUUUCAAGGAUAUUAUUGACAGAACAGCACAAAAAUUCAUUGAUGUAUCUAUGGUUGGUCCAGAUGGUAAAGAUUCAUUCCUCGAUAGAGAAAAAGAUUAUAGCGCUCAAAUUAAAGACUCAAAACUUUUAAAACCAACCUCAUUAACUUCAUUACCUCGUUUAUCUCAACAAUGUCAAAUGUCAAAUUUACAAAACCUUCUUUCACAACCAACUACUUUUGAUAAUGAAUUGAUGUCAAAAUAUACUUCUUCAAUUUCAGAAAAUUUAAAUGGAAUCCACAUUAAGGAAUGUGGCGAACUUGUUGUAUUUUUUGGAAAUUCUUUAAAAUAA